Sciurus carolinensis (gray squirrel) is the source of this 4087-nucleotide messenger RNA. RefSeq names its product serine and arginine rich splicing factor 12 (gene Srsf12). NCBI's taxonomy places the organism in Eukaryota, Metazoa, Chordata, Mammalia, Rodentia, Sciuridae. The record is from RefSeq and is a predicted model, not a curated record.
CUCUGGGAUCCUCUCCAGCCCGGGCUCGCGACCUCGGCCCUCUGGGCCCCCUCCCUCCUGGCACAGCCCCGUCGCCCACUCCCCAAUCCUCUGGACCCGGCGGGCCUCGUGCCACCCCCGGCUACCCUCGGCCUGGGACCCCCGCCCCCCACCUGGGAUCCCGGCCAAGCGGCCCCCGCCCCGCGCGGUCCCGCGCGGACAGGCUCGCGCCGCACAGCGCCCCCUCCGCGCCGGGCCUCUGCGGCUGCGCGCUGGCGGGGCCGAGGCCGAGGGGAGGGGGUCGCGCCGGUGGCCGUCGGAGCUGCUGUGGCGGCGGCGGCAGCGAGAGAACUAGCGGGCCCUGCGGCCGCGGGCAGACCGGAGGAACGUAGGAAGCGUCAUGUCUCGCUAACACGAGGCCCCCCAACACCUCCCUGUUCGUCAGGAACGUCGCGGCACGCCACCAGGCCUGAGGACUUGCGCCGUGAGUUUGGUCGAUAUGGCCCUAUAGUAGACGUUUACAUUCCACUUGACUUCUACACUCGCCGCCCAAGAGGAUUUGCUUAUGUUCAAUUUGAAGAUGUUCGAGAUGCUGAAGAUGCUCUUUAUAACCUCAAUAGAAAGUGGGUAUGUGGCCGUCAAAUUGAAAUACAGUUUGCACAAGGUGAUCGCAAAACACCAGGCCAAAUGAAAUCAAAAGAACGUCAUCCUUGUUCUCCAAGUGAUCAUAGGAGAUCAAGAAGCCCCAGCCAAAGGAGAACUCGAAGUAGAAGUUCUUCAUGGGGAAGAAACAGGAGGCGGUCAGAUAGCCUUAAAGAGUCUCGACACAGGCGAUCUUACAGCCAGUCUAAAUCUCGUUCCAAAUCACUACCGAGGCGGUCUACCUCAGCAAGGCAGUCAAGAACUCCAAGAAGGAAUUCUGGUUCUAGAGGACGGUCAAGGUCCAAGUCCUUACAAAAAAGGUCCAAGUCAAUAGGAAAAUCACAAUCAAGUUCACCUCAAAAGCAGACUAGCUCAGGAACAAAAUCAAGAUCACAUGGAAGACAUUCUGACUCCAUAGCAAGAUCCCCAUGUAAAUCUCCCAAAGGGUAUACCAAUUCUGAAACUAAAGCACAAACAGCAAAACAUUCUCAUUUUCGGUCACAUUCCAGAUCUCGGAGUUAUCGUCAUAAAAACAGUUGGUGAACAGCAAUGGAAGAAUCCUACAUAGUCCUUUAAUAUAAGUUAUUAAACCUCUCAUUAUGUUAAAUAAAAAUUCUUCAAGGCUUACAGAAAAUGUGAGUUGAUAUUAGUUACUCUGGGCAUGUGGAAGAAAUAAAAUCUAGCUUUGGAAUAAUAAAGAUUUGGUCUCACUUUAAGGGCCCACACCAAAAUCAUGCCGUGUCUAAUGUCACCAUUUUAUGGACCAUAUUUUAUUUACAUUGUAGCAGAAGAGUACUUUUCAAAGGUAAUGAGUUAAAAUGGAACCAAUUUAGAAAAUUCCACUUGGAUAUUAAAUAGUAAUAUUAAUAAUACCUUUUACAAAAACAUUUUUUUACUCUAAAGCACUUUUCAUAUAAAAAGUAAUUACGACUAUGUAAUUGCAUAGGGCAGACUUAAACUUUUUGACACCUCUGUCUCUUUUGUCUUGUUUACAUUUAGGUCAAUUCCUGGUAGGUACUAGUUCAAAUUAGAACAGUCUGAAAUCCCCAAAAGCAGAAUUUAUAUAAAGAUCAAGCAUUCAAAAGACCCAUUGUCUUCUCUGAGCUCAGAGUUUUUUUAAAAUUGUUGGAUAGAAUAUUAGAGAUGCCAGGCAUGGUGGCACACGCCUGUAAUCCCAGCUAUUUGGGAGGCUGAGGCAGGAGGAUUGCACACUCAAAGCUAGCCUUGGCAAUUUAACAAGACUCUCUCAAACAUAAUGGCUGGGGAUGUAGGUAGGUAGUAAAGCACCACUGGGUUUGAUCCCCAGUACUGGGAAAAAGAAAAACAGUAUAAAAAAGUUGAUGCGAAAUUAUAUCCUAAACCAUGUUCACCUCAAAUCUUGAGAACAUUUUAGAAAUACUAUAUUUUCAGUUGAGACUAUUACUUUAAAAAUUAUGGUGUGCAACACUCACAAUCCAAAAAUAUUCAUAUUAAGCCUUACGCAUGUGAAGAAUAUUACGUUUUAUAUAAAAUCAUAUUUUUUACCAUUAUUUCUACAUACCUAUUUUCAUCUGCUGCUUAAUUUUUUUUCUUUUUAAAGCUCUAGUUCAAUAUUCUAAAGUAUAUAACUCAUUAUUUUUGAAAGAAUGUUUAAUACCUUGUAUUAAAAAACCCAAAACUACAUCUUCAAAACACAUUACAGUAUUCAAAUUUUACAUUACACUGCUCUUCAUUUUUUUAAGCCAAAUAACUUUGUUGAUAUUGUUUUUAUAGUUGUUAUAACUAAAUUUCUUUUGAACUAUGUUUGUAGUUUGUUUUUCAGAGGGUUUUGGUAGCUUUGUAAUAAAAUGGUUUUGCAUAUGAUUAUUAUUGGGGGUAUAUUUAUAGAGGUCUACUUGUAUACUUAAUUGAAUUAUAUUACUGAAACUUAAAAGUUAUCAACCCAUACAGUUAAUAUUUAUAUCUAGAGUGGUUAAAAAGAAAACCUUAUAUUUUUAGUAUAUAGGAACCAGUCUUUCUUCUAUUUGUUUUGAAUACAAAUUCCAUUCUUUGCAUUUUAGAUUCUAUAUGUAAGAAACAACAAAAUAAUUUGUAUGCUGGUAAUAUUUGGACAAGUACCAUAAAUUCAUGUAUAUUGUACUUUCUGAAUAGAUUUUUCUCUAUUUAAUCAUAUACCAAAAUUUAUUUAUUUCAAAACUACAACUCUGAAGUGUUCAGCUGUAAUAAAAAGUCAUAAAAUUAUGUGACACUAUAGAAAAUUUAAAGGAAAGUCUGAACUUAGUAAAACAAAUAUUAAUAGUAAUUUUAAAUAUUUUCUAAAUGGGUAAAGACAUAUAUAGUCAUUUUAAAUAAUAACUAGGGGGACUGGGGAUGUAGCUCAGUGGUAGAACAUUUGCUCAGUACCUGCAAGGCCUUGGGUUUGAUCCACAGUACUGCAAAAAAUAAAUAGAUAACAACUAGGAAUUGAUUAGACUGUCUUUUACUCUGCCUUCACAAAUCAUUAUCUCUUAGCAAAAAGUUAAUAAAGCAGUAUUCCCUAACAUAUUUAAUUCUUUUGUGUACCUUUGACUUGGUUUUCCAUUGUAAUCCCUAGGCUGGUUAGGAGGAUACCAUGUGGUUUGAUGGGAGCUAAGGAAAGGCCUCCCUGACUACUAUGCCAUGUCUUCUAGGAACAGCAAAGUCUUCUGACAGAUGCUUAACUAAGAUAAUGUUUAGAGGAAAAUAAAAAGAAUUCUAUUCUUUAUUCUAUAAAGAAAUGCCUUCAAUGAAAGUGGUUCCAUGUCUCUGGGUAAAAACUGAUGUUCGGGUUUCUUGGAAAAUCUGGAAAUAUCUUUAUUCUAGCAUUCAUUUUGUCAUGGAAUUGUUUCGUGGGACUUGAGAGAUACUUAGCGUAUGAUUGUCUAUUAAUAAACAACUGUCUUCAUUUUAGACAUCUGUGAUCAGUUCCUUUAGAGAGAAUAUAUUACUUAGGUACUUGCCAAGUUCGUUACAGGGUUACUACCUACUACUGUUUCCUCAGGAUUAUAGAGAAUAAGGUCAAAGAAAAUAAAGAUGGCCACUGUAGCUGUUUGUUUCCUGUCUCCUCAUGAAUAAGGCCCAAAUAAUUUUUGUAAAGCAACUCAUAUUUUGUAGCUGCUACCAUGAUGGGGGAAUUUGCUGAAGUUUUUAUUUGGAGCCUAGGAUUUAAUUUUAUGUCACUGUGUUAUUUUCCAAUGUUAAUUUAUUCCAAGACUUCUUUGUAAUGUUUGCUUGAGAUACAGCUAUCCCAAGGUACAGUGCUGCAUUACAAAUAAGAAUUGCUUUUAUUCUGAUCCCAUUACCAGAAGCAAAAUUGGCCACAGUUUAAAGGAAGACUACUAUUAAUUAAAAUUGCAAUUUCUAGUCAGGUGUGGUAGCACACACCUGUAAUCCCAGGUACUCGGGAAACAGGCAGGAGAAUCACAAGUUCGAGGCCAGCCUCAGCAACUAAGCAAGACCCUAAGUAAUU